AUGGCCGACGAUGCGGAGCGCAUUAAAGCCGAGAAGCUAGCCGCGGCCAAGAAAAGGGCAAGCCCCCACGAAGUUGCCCAACUCCAGAAGAAAAAGAAGGCUAAGAAGGCUUCCACUGCUGGAACAGAAACACCCAAAGAGCCACAAUCACCAAAAGAAAAGGAACCCACGCCAGAUGUCCCGUCUCCAGAAACUCCAGCGGCAGACGCCCCCGCAGACGAGAAGCCAGACAGGCAGGAUGAGUCGGCAGAACAGGCUACUACCACCAAGCCAGCAGAUGUAGAAGAAUCGCUACCAACCCCGGAGGCCGAUGCGAAUGCUGAGUCCCCUACCGAACCGAUGCCUCCAGCGCCCAUAUCUCCUGGUCCAGAGGCCGAUACACUACCAGUGAAACUCGACGCGCAGGUCGAGUCUCCCACAUCUUCUGUGCCGGAGGCUGACACGCUGCCGGUCAAUCUUGAUACACAAGUCGAAGCUCCUACAUCCCCUGGGCCAGAACCCGAUGCAUUGCCAGUCCAGCUCGAGGCGCAAGUCGAGGCUUCCACAUCUCCUGCGGAGGUCGACACCCUACCAGUCCGCCUAGAUUCGCAAGUCGAAUCUGACACCGAACCGAUGCCUCCAGCACCCACAUCUCCCGGUCCGGAGGCUGAUCCGCUGCCCGUCCGGCUCGAGGCGUCCCGCCCCACCCAUGGCCGACAACCCUCGCUAUCGAUUCAGUCAAAGAUGCGAUCGUCUUCAUUCCGCAAGACAUCUGUUUCACAAGGAAGCGUCUCGCCUUCUCCAUCCACAACGCUCAAGUCCCCCGCACAAUCAUUACCGCCUUUGACAGGCGAUGGGGAUUCGGUUCACGAGGUGUUCCGUAAACAAUCUACUAAGAUUGAAGAACUUGAGAGGGAGAACAAGCGAUUGGAGAAAGAUCUAUCAGAUGCAACCACUCGCUGGCGCAAGACGGAGGAGCAAGUGGAGGAUUUGCGGGAGGCAAGUGUUGAUGGUGCGGAGUUGAGGGAGCAAUUGAAGAAGGCGGAGGAGAAGGUUGCAAGUAUCGAGUCAUUGAAAGAAGAAAUUGCCUCCCUCCACCGACAGAACGCACAGCUUCAAACACGCUCACAUCGAAACACAACGACAACAGAGUCGCCGCCAGCUGAUCUCGUUCGUCAGCUCGAGUCCAAGUCUGCCACUAUUGAGUCUAUGGAACUGGAGAUCUCAAACCUGCGCGCCCAGGUUACCUCACAAACUUCCUCUAACGAUGCACACGAGUCACAGGUUGCAGCGCUCGAGGAAAAGGUUUCAAAAGCCCAGUCAGCACUGGAGAAAUCCCAACAAGAACUGGCAGAUACGAAGCAGGCGUUGACACGGGCAUCCGAGAAAGCAGUCAAGGAAGGCGUCGAUAAGACAUCCACAGAAACGCUGAUUAGGAAUCUCCAGCGUGAGAUUGAGGAGCAUAAGAACGAAAAGAGCGAGUCGGAAAAGAAAAUCGAGACGCUCGACAAGAAACUCCAAGCAAUCGGUAAUCUUCACAAAGAAACCGAAGCCCGACACCAAACACGAUUGCGCGAGAGCGAGAAAUCCGAAAAGGAAAUCGCCGUGAUGCGGAAGAAGAUCGCCAGCAUUGAAAACGAGAACCUCCGUCUGCGCGAGGAGAGUGAUCGGAUCCGCACUCGCCAAGCCGGCGGAGGCGCUGACGACGACGCCUUGGACGAGCUUGAGGAUGAAGAACGGCAGCGUCUUGAGCGCCGAAUCCGCGAGCUGGAAGGCGAGGUCUUCGAUCUGCGCCGCGGCGUCUGGCAAGAGAGGCGCCAGGAAAUGGAACACUAUCCCGAGGAUGGAACCACCCCUGCCUCCGGCGAUGCAGCAAACGCAUUCGAUGACGUCGAUCUUGUCGGUGGACGGCCUGACCAUGCCCGUCGUCGCAGCAUGGGUCAGCAACAGCAGCACUCGUCUUUCUCCACGGUGCUGUCUAGCGGCUUUGCUGCCUUUACGGGUGCCGCUGGCAACCGUGCCCGUGCUUCAUCGUCCAAUGCGCCUCACCCGCCCGGUACCCGUGGUAGUCUCGAGCUUGUCUCCGAAGAAAACUUCGACGAUGAGUUCGACGAGGAUGCAUUCGCGCGUGCGCAGGCCGAAGAAGAAGGUCGCAAGCGCGUUGAAUGGAUGCGCGAUAUUAAGAGCAAGCUGCGUGACUGGAACGGCUGGCGUCUGGAUCUAGUUGAUAGCCGUGCUGGUGCCGAAGGUGCCGGCGUAGGCAUGGGCGAGAUCUUCGAGGUUUAG
Penicillium paradoxum is the source of this 2265-nucleotide messenger RNA. RefSeq lists its product as uncharacterized. NCBI's taxonomy places the organism in Eukaryota, Fungi, Ascomycota, Eurotiomycetes, Eurotiales, Aspergillaceae. The record is from RefSeq and is a predicted model, not a curated record. The transcript has 3 exons. The coding region runs from base 1 to 2265 and encodes 754 amino acids.